GGACGAGCUUCAGUCCAAUGAGCCGCGGCCAUCUGUGCAGGAACAGCAGAGCUCCGGGAUCCUGCUGCCCAGUUUCGUCUCCUUCUGUGUCUUUUCUCCGAUUUUAGGGCUCCGAAUCAAACUAAAACACAAAGAUCUUCACCGAAACAUCUCAGAAGGUGCGAAUAUGAGGAUCGCCGUUGCAGUUUUCACCUUACUCGCGGCUGCUAAUGCGACUGUGUUCUUCAAAGAGCAGUUUCUGGACGGAGAUGGAUGGAAGAGUCGAUGGGCUGAAUCCAAACACAAAUCAGACUACGGUCAGUGGAAACUUUCUGCAGGGAAGUUCUACGGCGAUGCUGAACUGGACAAAGGUCUUCAGACGAGCCAGGACGCCCGCUUCUACGCCCUGUCCAGUCGGUUUGAGCCCUUCAGCAAUGAAGGUAAAGAUCUAGUGAUCCAGUUCACGGUGAAGCACGAGCAGAAGAUUGACUGUGGUGGCGGAUAUGUGAAAGUCUUCCCUGCUGACCUGGACCAGGCCGAAAUGCACGGAGACUCCCAGUAUUACGUCAUGUUUGGCCCGGACAUCUGUGGCUACAGCACCAAGAAAGUGCACGUUAUUUUCAACUACAAGGGCCAGAACCAUCUGAUCAAGAAAGACAUCCGAUGCAAAGACGAUGAGCACACACACCUGUACACCCUCAUCCUCCAUCCUGAUCAGACAUACGAGGUCAAAAUUAACAAUGAGAAAGUGGAAUCCGGCUCUCUGGAGGAAGACUGGGACUUCCUUCCUCCGAAAAAGAUCAAAGAUCCCGAAGCCAAGAAGCCAGAGGACUGGGACGACCGCGCAAAAAUCGAUGACCCCGAGGACACAAAGCCAGAGGACUGGGAUAAACCAGAGAACAUUCCCGAUCCUGAUGCCAAGAAGCCCGAUGACUGGGAUGAAGACAUGGAUGGAGAGUGGGAGCCACCUAUGAUUCCUAACCCGGAGUAUAAGGGUGAAUGGAAACCCAAACAGAUUGACAACCCCAACUACAAAGGAGCGUGGGUGCAUCCCGAGAUCGAUAACCCUGAAUACACACCAGACGAUUCCAUUUACAAAUACGAUAACAUUGGUGUUAUCGGAUUAGAUCUGUGGCAGGUAAAAUCUGGUACCAUUUUUGACAACUUCCUGAUCACUGAUGACGUGAAGGAGGCAGAAGAGUUUGGGAAAGAGACGUGGGGAGCCACCAAGGGCCCAGAGAAGAAAAUGAAGGAGAAGCAGGAAGAGGAGGAGAGGAAAAAGAGGGAAGAGGAGGACAAGAGCAAGAAGGAUGAAGACGACGAUAACGAGGAAGAAGAUGAGGAGCCGGAGGACGAGCAGGAAGAGGACGAGGAGGAAACCACGGAGGAGCCCAGCCCAGCGGAGGAGGACGACGAGAACGACGAUGACAAACCUACUAAAGAUGAACUGUAGACACAGCUGGAGCGCCUGAGUGUGGCUCCAUACAAUCCUCAGUCUUAGGAGAACCUACUGAUCCUCACCCGCUGAGCAGAGCUUCUUCUGUGGGGCUUUUACUGCAGGCCUGGGACAGUAGAGUAAGGGUGUGUUGUGCUCUGAUUUCUGUGCAUUUUGUUUUAUGUGGUGAGAUUUUUUUUUUUGUUUUGUUUUCCACCCCUUUUUUGUUCCAAUCAUAACUUAAUUUUUAUGCGUCAUUCGGUGUGUCCUGGAUUCUGUUGCUGCUAUCUGGCUCCUCCGCUCACCUUGAAAGUCAAUUGUAAAAGUAAAAUUAACAGGUGUUUUGAUUAUCAUCUUCAAAAAGUCUUGAGAGGAAAAAUGACGAGUAUCAUUUUUAGGUUAUUUGCACUUUUUU
This is a messenger RNA of Colossoma macropomum (tambaqui), 1829 nucleotides long. It is a transcript of the gene calr3a, whose product is annotated as calreticulin 3a. Lineage: Eukaryota; Metazoa; Chordata; Actinopteri; Characiformes; Serrasalmidae. The coding region runs from base 167 to 1432 and encodes 421 amino acids. Gene Ontology annotation, biological process: protein folding. The transcript is spliced from 9 exons. Gene Ontology annotation, cellular component: endoplasmic reticulum membrane; endoplasmic reticulum. Gene Ontology annotation, molecular function: calcium ion binding. The record is from RefSeq and is a predicted model, not a curated record.